UGUGACAAUCAUCAUUGAACAUGGAUGACACCCAAUCAUCAUCAUCUUCUUCUUAAUAUUUUAGGCUACAAAACAUGAUACGAGUACAUAUCUAGCAUUUUUUGUACUCAUUAAACGAAUCCAGCUUAGUAAACAAGUAAACAACACUAAAUUCCCCCAAAAUGAAUUUUCCUAAAGCAACUUCUAUGAUUUUGUUGUUGUUCAUUAGCAUCCUCUUGUCAAGCUCCAAUGCCGCCCCACGCUCAAAAAGCCUAUCUAUCCGUCUUAUCAAAGACUUCCUCUCUAUUCAAAACCGAGCUAGAGCAAAAAUUCACAUGCCUCCUCUAAUUUGGGACCGACGACUAGCACGCUAUGCAAACAUUUAUGCUAGGAAGAGGAAACAAGAUUGUUUGUUGAAACAUUCCAAUGGGCCUUAUGGGGAGAACAUUUUUUGGGGGAGUGGUAAUAAGUGGAGCCCGGUUCAAGCUGCGGCCUCUUGGGUCGCAGAGGGGCGGUGGUACAACCGCCAGUCGAAUUCAUGCACCGGAGGGAGGGAAUGUGGCCAUUACACACAGAUUGUGUGGAGAAGAAGUAAACGAAUUGGGUGUGCUAAGGUGACUUGCUUUGGAGGCAGGGGUGUGUUCAUGACUUGUAACUAUGAUCCUCCGGGAAACUAUAUUGGUGAGAAACCUUAUUGAUCAAUAUUGGAGUUUGACUUUAAACAAUUGAAUGAUUGUUACCAAAGGAUGUAUGAAAAACUGUAGUAAUAUUUUAACAUAUGAAUUCUAUUAAUUUUCUUUUAAAUCUCA
Erigeron canadensis is the source of this 788-nucleotide messenger RNA. RefSeq names its product pathogenesis-related protein PR-1-like. NCBI's taxonomy places the organism in Eukaryota, Viridiplantae, Streptophyta, Magnoliopsida, Asterales, Asteraceae. The coding region runs from base 162 to 677 and encodes 171 amino acids. The record is from RefSeq and is a predicted model, not a curated record. Gene Ontology annotation, cellular component: extracellular region. The transcript has a single exon.